UUGUGGGGCUGCUUUUCUGCUCCUCUGGACGUGUGGGGAGGGGGUGGGGGUCCCUUCCAGCCCCCCCCCUCCCGGAAUUAGGCGGCAGAGUGGCUGGAUCUCCUCAGGGCAGCCCAAAAGCACACUUGAUGUCUUCUCCGCUGUCUCCAUGCAGUGAACUGGAAAGAGUCAUCAUGAAGCUGGGUCAGGUAAAGGGUGGCGUGUCCUUCGAAGAAGUCGCUGUGUAUUUCACCCAGGGGGAGUGGACCCUGCUGAGACCAGCCCAGAGAGCUCUGUACAAGGAAGUCAUGCUGGAAAAUUUUGAGAAUGUGGCCUUUCUGAGACCUCUGAUUGCCAAACCUGACCUCAUAUCCUGGCUGGAGGAAGAAGAGGAGCUACUUACCGUGUUCCGUGAUGAACAAGAGGGCUUGGCAGCAGAUGGUGCAUGGGUGUUGGAGACUGAACAUCCAUUGAUGGAGAGAGUACAUACGUCCUCAGAUGUGGAAGAAAACAUUAAAUAUUGUAGUGCAUUGAGGAUGGGGGAAGGAAAAAUCCUAUUUAAUGAGAGGGAAAAUCUUGAUAUUUUACAAAGUGACAAUUUUCAAGAAAUUCCUCCUUUUCAAAAUAUAUACAAAGGAGAUGAUGGGAAUGAGUACCCUGUUAGAGGUGAAAUUGCUUCUGAAAAAUCAGACAUGAAUAUGCAUUGGAACACCCAUAACACAGGGCAACCAUAUAAAUGCCUGGAGUGUGGAAAAAGCUUCAGUAAAAGUGGAAAUCUUUCUUCUCAUCAAAGAAUUCACACAGGGCAGAAACCAUAUAAAUGCCUCGAGUGUAGAAAAACCUUCAGUGAAAGUAGAAGUCUUACUUGCCAUGAAAGAAUUCAUACAGGGGAGAAACCAUAUAAAUGUCUGGAGUGUCGGAAAUGCUUCAAUCACAGGAGAAGCCUUACUUGCCACAAAACAAUUCAUACAGGGGAAAAACCGUAUAAAUGCCUGGAGUGUGGAAAAAGCUUUAGUCAGAGUGGAACUCUUUCUUCUCACCAAAGAAUUCAUGCAGAGGAGAAACCAUUUCAAUGCCCCGAGUGUGGGAAAAGCUUCAGUAAGAAUGGACUUCUUUCUUCCCAUCAAAGAAUUCACACAGGGGAAAAACCAUAUAAAUGCUUGAAGUGUGGAAAAAGUUUCAGUGAAAGUGGAAACCUUACUCGCCAUGAAAGAAUACACACAGGGGAGAAACCAUAUAAAUGUCUGGAGUGUGGGAAAUGCUUCAGUCGCAGUGACAGCCUUUCUUACCACAAAACAAUUCACACACAGGUAAAGCCAUAUAAAUGCCUGGAGUAUGGAAAAGGCUUUUGUCGAAGUGGAAAUCUUUCUUCUCACCAAAGAAUUCAGGCAGGGGAGAAACCAUUUCAAUGCCCGGAGUGUGGGAAAAGCUGUAGACUCCUUUCUUCCCAUCAAAGAAUUCACACACAGGAAAAACCAUAUAAAUGCCUGGAAUGUGGGAAAAGUUUCAGUGAAAGUGGAAACCUUACUCGCCAUGAAAGAAUACACACAGGGGAGAAACCAUAUAAAUGUCUGGAGUGUGGGAAAUGCUUCAGUCGCAGUGACCGCCUUUCUUGCCACAUAACAAUUCACACACAGGGAAAACCAUAUCAAUUCCUGGAGUGUGGAAAAGGCUUUAGUUGAAGUGGAAAUCUUUCUUCUCACCAAAGAAUUCAUGCAGAGGAGAAACCAUUUCAGUGCCCAGAAUGUGGAAAAGGCUAAGAGUGGACAACCAUCAAAGAAUUAACACAGGAGAGAAACCAAAUAAAUGCUUGGAAUGUGGAAAAAGCUUCAGUGAAAGAGGAAACUUUACUUGCCAUGAAAGAGUACACACAGGGGAGAAACCAUAUAAAUGCCUGAAGUGUGCAAAAAGCUUUAGCCACAAUGGAAGGCAUUCUUCCCACCAAACGAUUCUCACAGGAGAGAUAGAGAUGGCAGUGACACAGUGACAGAAUAAGUGAAAAUGAGUCCCCUACCUGAGCAAUCCUUAAUGGGAACAUUGAAGAUAUUAGGAGAUAUUAGGGAUCAUUGAAGAUAUUCGGCAAUCUUGUCCUCUGGAGGGAAAGAAAGCAGAAGGUUGAAAUAUUACCUUCAGUCCUCUGUCUCCAAAACCAGCCUCUCUCUCAGCCAAGAAAAGGGUCCGAGGGAUGUCAUCUGAGUGUAAUUGGGGGCAAGAAUACCUUAGAGCAAGUCAGAGAGUCUGGCUUCAUUUUGUUCACCUUUUCACUGAAUUCUGAGAACUGA
This is a messenger RNA of Eublepharis macularius, 2261 nucleotides long. Its product is annotated as zinc finger protein 501-like. Gene Ontology annotation, molecular function: RNA polymerase II cis-regulatory region sequence-specific DNA binding; DNA-binding transcription factor activity, RNA polymerase II-specific. Gene Ontology annotation, biological process: regulation of DNA-templated transcription. The record is from RefSeq and is a predicted model, not a curated record. Bases 129 to 1661 code for a protein of 510 amino acids. The transcript is spliced from 5 exons. NCBI's taxonomy places the organism in Eukaryota, Metazoa, Chordata, Lepidosauria, Squamata, Eublepharidae.